GACCAAGAAAAAUAACGAAAAGACUAGGAAUAAUCUUGAGACCACUGUCAAAACUUUGAUUGAAAAGCAUGGUGCCACUGUUCAUGUCUUAGUUAGUGAUAGCAAUAUAUUUCAAGGUAUUUACUUUCAAGACAAUGCAAUGAAGCAGUCUUUUUCUUCUUAUCCUGAAUUCUUAUGCGUGGAUGCAACAUAUAAGUUGCUGGAAUUGCGACUCCCUUUGUAUAUAUUGCUCGUGGAGGAUGGCAAUGGGGAAAGUGAAGUUGCAGCGGCAUUUCUGUUGUUGGAUGAAAACGAAUCUUCUCUUACCAAUAUUUCCAGGAUAUUUAAAGAAGAAAAUCCAGCUUGGGAGAAAGUAAGAGUAAUAAUGACAGAUAAAGACAUGACAGAAAGGCACGUCUUUGCUUCUCAGUUUCCCAACGCCCAAAUGCUAAUUUGCCUAUAUCACACAUUUCGCUCAUUCCGAAGGGAGAUUACUACAGAAAAGAUGGGUAUUACAUCAGGUCAAAGAUCUUUGUAUCUUGAACUACUUCAGCAAAUGGCGUAUGCUACGAAUGAAGAUAAGUAUGAUGAAAUAUAUACUAGGCUCAAGGAUUGUGCACCAAGUACUGUCAUUCAGUACUUCAAUGAAAACUGGCACCCGAUACGAAAGCAAUGGACAAUGGGGAUGAAAUAUUCUAGUGGAAAUUUUUUGAAUAACACGAACAAUCGAUUGGAAUCUCUAAACUCGAAGCUUAAGUCUGUCAUAUCUCGUUAUUCCUCUUUAGAAGAAUUUAUUGAAAAGUUCUUCCUAACGUUAAGUGUACUGCGAUCCGAACGUGACCACAAAGCAGGUCUUACUGCUCAGAAGGUUCAUGUUGUUCCAGAAUCUACCGAUCCAGGUUUAAUCAGAUACAUGUCCCAUCUCACUCAUUACGCUUAUCAGUUUGUUUCCAGACAAAUGUCAUUGAAAGAUAAAGUGCAAAUUAUUAGUGUUAGUGACCAGGAAUAUUGUGUUAAAUCAUCAGAAGGUGAACUAGUUGUUACACCCACUUCCUGCCAUUGUAUGCAGUGGCAGUCAAUGAGACUGCCUUGUCGUCACAUCAUUGCUGUCCGAAUUGACGCCAAUAUGGAUAUAUUUGAGCCUUCUCUUUGUGAUAAACGUUGGACUAUGGAGUACUACAAGGCUUCACAGCGUGUCUUCCUUAAUGAUCACGAAGGACAAUCAUCAGAUUGCUCCGUGGUAAUGUGUUCUCCACCAAAGAAAAAAGUUUUAUCUCAGGCAAGUAAUUAUCUCCAAUAAAUUAUGUUUAUUACCAAUCCCUAAUUUCUUAUAGUUUGAAAAAUUUCGUCACGUGUCUAAGAUUACAACAAAACUUGCAUCUUUGGCAUCUGAAGUAGUUGGUUCUGAAUUUGAAGCACGUUGUGACCAUUUAGAGAAGAUAAUUGCAUCAUGGGAGCAAGGAGAAAGUACAUCAAUGUUGUGUGGAUUCACAGAGGGUAUGGUGGACUCUGUUAAUUGUAAAUAAUUGACUUUUUGUUUUAUAUUUUAGGAAGGGAGUGCUUCCAAGAUACUAAUGAGAGUCAGUUUCAAGAUAUAUGUGAUGAAAGUGAAGACGUUGGACAUAGUUACAACCUGCAAACUCAAGAUAAUUUGGAGAAUGACAGUAUGUGUACAAUUAAUUGGUAUAGAUAUAUCGACAUUAAUGCAUGCAGGUGAUACACCUUCAUCAAAUCUCAGGAAGAUUACUUCUAGGGAGCUUAUGAAUGUAAGUUUUGAUACAUAUGUAUAUUUGUUUUAGUUGUUCAUAGUU
This is a messenger RNA of Amphimedon queenslandica, 1790 nucleotides long. RefSeq names its product zinc finger SWIM domain-containing protein 1-like. Bases 140 to 1279 code for a protein of 379 amino acids. The transcript is spliced from 2 exons. The record is from RefSeq and is a predicted model, not a curated record. Gene Ontology annotation, molecular function: zinc ion binding. NCBI's taxonomy places the organism in Eukaryota, Metazoa, Porifera, Demospongiae, Haplosclerida, Niphatidae.